ACUGCCAAGAGAGGACAGAAGAACCUGCUUUUAUAAAGUCUCGAGAAAACGGGGAAGUGACAAAGCCGCUACUGUUAAGGACAACCGAAGGGUAGGGAGCGUACUACAGAGAAGGAAAGGGUGUCUUUGUAAUGACUACCACCAGCAGCUCUUUUUCGGGUGAGGACGAGGAGGAGACAAAGGGAGGAAGGCUCUCGGGAGUCUAGCCCAGCCCACCCGGGCCUGACGUGGACAGUCACAGCAGGGUCGGGCUUGCAUGCCAUGGCGCUGGUGGCGGAACUGGCUGCUCGCCUCAACUGUGCCGAGUACAAGAACUGGGUGAAGGCCGGGCAUAGUUUGCUGCUGCUGCAGGCAGCCCUGCAGCGCUUUGCUGGGGAGGAAGUCCAAGCCUUCCAUCGGCAGCUUGUCGCCCGCGGCCCCGCCCGCCUUGCUCCGUCAGGCCGUCGGUGUGACGGGCGUUGUACCCCUCGAGGCAAGCAGUUUCAGCCUGCCUGCUCCUUAUGUAAAGAAUGGAAAAAGGAAAUUCUGAAUCAUCACACACAUAGGAAUGGGGAGAUUAACUGGGGAAACUGCAAACCUUGGCUCUGGCCUUCUAACUCAUGGGAGUUUGCAAAGGCUUAUAUGCCUCGUGGUAAAGCAGAUAUUUGUGGUCCUGACAAAUGUGAUGCAUCAGCACUCUUAAACCUUUUCAACUUCUGUGAUCACUUCAGCAACGUUGAUCAGAAAAAAGUCAGAGAGGUGAUUAAGUGCCGCAAUGAACUAAUGCAUUCUUCAGAUAUGAAAGUCUCUUUUUCUUGGCUGAAAGAAUUUGGAAAUCAUGUUCAAAACUUGUUGAAUGAAUUCCAGCAUAUUCCAGAGACUCAGAAGGCUCGUAUAAGGAUAGAAAAGCUUCUGUCAUCUGACUGGGCUGUUCACGUACCUGGGGAAGAUCACCUUGAUGGAUUGGAAGGUGAACUUAGUCAAAGCCAGAUUGGUGAAAUAGAAGCAGAACUGAUAAAGGAGAGACUUAAUGAAAUCAGCCUUCUCAUGGAGGAGCAAGGAAUUAUUUCGGAAGAGGAUUUAAACAGAGUACAAAUUGUAAAGAAUUUCUUAAAAGACAACCAUGAUCUUCAAAGAAGUUUACGAGCAGAAAUGGAGAACCUAGAAGCCCUAGUACAAGACUUGUACAGCCAAAAAAGUGUCUGUGAAAAAGAGUCUGUGGAAAGGAGCCAGCAAAUGAAUUCUGAACAGGACAAAGAUGGAGAUUGUCCUUUAGAGAAAAUGAAGCGUGUGAUAUGAAGAACUUGACUCUACCAUGAAAAUGUCAGGCACUAUUAUUAAAAGGAAAGCUUGUAAAAGAGUAAUCUCUCUUUAAAUAAAUAUUCCUGUGGGAUUGUGUAAAUUUAUAUUGA
Molecule: messenger RNA, 1391 nt
Organism: Hemicordylus capensis (graceful crag lizard)
Lineage: Eukaryota; Metazoa; Chordata; Lepidosauria; Squamata; Cordylidae
Gene: C3HXorf38
Product: chromosome 3 CXorf38 homolog
Exons: 7
Coding region: 262-1278 (338 amino acids)
Source: RefSeq, a predicted model, not a curated record